AUCAAAUUUUAGUUCAUGUCCCAAAAACUCUCUCAACGUCACCAAACCGUUUUCGCGGAUAAUUUCCAAAUCACAAACUUUACACUCAUAUAAAUAUAGACGCCACUAAGCAAAACCCAAAACAAAGAGGUGUUUUUCAGUGUUUUCAAAUUUUGGAGAGAUGGAAAAUUUGAAGAGACCAUGGGUCAGAGGGAGCUGUAUUGGCAGAGGAUCGUACGGUACUGUCAGCCUCGCGGUCAACAAAUCGGACGGCCAGGGUAAAGUUUUCGCUGUGAAGUCCGUUGAUCUGAGUUCGUGUUUGAAGCCUCAAGCCGACGCUUUGGAGAACGAAAUUCAAAUUCUUCGCUCUCUUUCUUCGCCGUGGGUGGUGAAGUACCUCGGCGAUGAUUUGACGGCGGAGCAAGGCAGCACGACGUCGUUUCGGAACCUCCACUUGGAGUACUUGCCAGGUGGCACCGUCGCUGACUUGGCAAAACGUUAUUCCGGCGCUGACGUGGAUGAGGAAAUUGUCCGAUCGUACACGUGGUGCGUCGUCUCUGCGCUGAAGUACGUGCACGCCAUGGGCAUUGUCCACUGCGACGUCAAGGGCAAGAACGUGUUAGUGGGACCAACUCACGGCGGCGCAAAGCUCGCCGAUUUCGGCUCUGCUGCGGAGAUCUCAGCCGCAUCGCCGCCGUGUGGAAGUCCGCUGUGGAUGGCACCGGAGGUGAUUCGCCGGGAAUAUCAGGGGCCGGAGUCGGACGUGUGGUCGUUGGGGUGCACAGUCAUCGAGAUGGUCACCGGAAAGCCGGCUUGGGAGGACCACGGCGGCAAUACGCUUUGCAAAAUUGGGUACUCCGACGAGUCGCCUGAGAUCCCGACUCAGUUAUCGGAACUGGGUCGAGACUUCCUCCAUAAAUGUCUCCGGCGAGACCGAACCCAGCGGUGGAGUUGCGAUCAGCUGUUGCGCCACCCUUUCGUAUCGUCAUCAGCACCGUCGAAUUCGAUUACUCACCAAUCGCCUCGUUGCGUGCUCGAUUGGUUGAAUUCAGAGUUCUCCGAUGAAGAGAAAGAAGAAGAUGAAUCGAGGUUGGAAUACGAAAUUCGAGCUCAGUCUGGUAGAGGUAGAAUUGGGAAAUUAGCAUCGAAUGAAGGGGCAAUUUGGGAAUCUGAUGGUUGGGUG
Messenger RNA from Camellia sinensis, 1162 nucleotides. The record is from RefSeq and is a predicted model, not a curated record. Lineage: Eukaryota; Viridiplantae; Streptophyta; Magnoliopsida; Ericales; Theaceae.